This is a messenger RNA of Ascochyta rabiei, 642 nucleotides long. RefSeq names its product 60S ribosomal protein L13. The transcript is spliced from 5 exons. Gene Ontology annotation, molecular function: RNA binding; structural constituent of ribosome. NCBI's taxonomy places the organism in Eukaryota, Fungi, Ascomycota, Dothideomycetes, Pleosporales, Didymellaceae. Gene Ontology annotation, cellular component: cytosolic large ribosomal subunit; ribosome. Gene Ontology annotation, biological process: translation. The record is from RefSeq and is a predicted model, not a curated record. The coding region runs from base 1 to 642 and encodes 213 amino acids.
AUGGCCAUCAAGCACAACCAGCAGAUCCAGAAGAACCAUUUCCACAAGGACUGGCAACGCUACGUCCGCGUGCACUUCGACCAGCCUGGCAAGAAGAAGUCCAGACGCAACGCUCGUGUUGCCAAGGCCGCAAAGGUCGCUCCUCGCCCCGUCGACCUCCUCCGCCCCGUUGUGCGAUGCCCUACCGUCAAGUACAACCGCCGCGUCAGGCCCGGCCGUGGUUUCUCGCUCGUUGAGCUGAAGGCUGCUGGCAUCCCCCGCAAGUUCGCCCGCACCAUCGGUAUCUCCGUCGACCCUCGCCGCCAGAACCUCUCCGAGGAGUCCCUCAAGGCCAACGUCGAGCGCCUCCAGGAGUACCGCAAGCGCCUCAUCCUGUUCCCCCGCCGCAACGGCAAGACCAAGCAGGGUGACGCCUCCGCCGAGGACGUCAAGGCCGCCAAGUCUGGCGAGAACGUCGUCCGCAGCAACAUCCUGCCCAUCAAGAACACUCCCGUCUUCGAGGAGGGCGCCAUUGGCGACUACAAGGGCGAGGAGAACGCCUACAGGAAGCUCCGCGACGCCCGCUCCGAGGCCCGCCUCGUCGGCAAGCGCGCUGCUCGCGCCGCGGCCAAGGCCGAGGAGGAGGAGAACAAGAAGAAAUAA